AGGCUGAGCAGCGGCCAUGCCCAAGGCACCAAAUCCUCUGCUCCGGCGCAAGUCUUCGUCCCCCUUCACGACAGCGCAGCGCACGAAGCCUGGACUGCGUCGCGGCAGUACUCUUACCGAAAAGGAGCUCGAACACAACCGUCUCGAAGAUAUCGGCAUUAUACCGCGUCUGGCCACGACUUCGAAGCAAGACGUGGUCUCUAUGAUCCAACACAUCCUCGAUCACGCUUUUGAGCCAAUUCCCGAAAGAGCUGCAGGUCUGAACAGCAAGCAGAUUGCUGAGACUCUUCAGUUUCGUGCCCGCCUCCCACCAGUCGUCAGCAUUGCACAUCUUCAUGCUUUGAGUGCAUCUCCCACAGAAACAGAACGCGAGCUCGCUAGACUGGUAGCCGAGGGAAAGGUGCGAAAGGUUACAAUACCCGGUCGAGGAAAAGGCGGGACGGCGAUCGGGGAAGGUGUCGUGUUGGUCGAACACUGGAAAGCUCGCAUAUUGCAAGAGGAUGUUACAUUAGAUGAUGAGCUCAAGCAGAAAUACAUCUCCUUGAUGCUCUCGAACUCCACUGCUCAAACCGUUUCUGUUACCAAACUUGCCAAAAGUGAGAUUCGGAAUCUGGUUGAAGCUGGCUUUCUCACAAACCCGUCCGCUCUCUCUUCAGUAUCAGGAACCUCCUUUACGUCUCCCUCACUCGGCUCCUCCAUUGCAACAGCAGGCCAUACAGCUGUAACGGGGACGUACGCUGCUGUGGGCGGGUAUGGAGCCAUUCACGAUUCUGGGGGUGGAGGCAGUACACUCGCCACUCAACACGAUCGGAUCCAUAACAAUACCAGUCGCAAAGUGGAUACCAUGACUUUCAGUCUUCCCGGCACUGGACCUUAUUUGAAGUUAUUAACAGAAACUCGACAGCACCUGUUGUUUCUGCUCAAGCAACUCAGUCCGAGGUUUCGUGAGGCCACGAAGGAUUUGUUGGAGGAAAAGUGGAAUGGGAAUGUGCUAGGUGAUGCCUUGUCAAGGGCAAAGAGGAUGAGAGGGGAGUGGAGUGGAGUUCUACCAGGACAGACGAGGAGAUGGAGGACGUUCUAUGGGUUGGAGUUUGAAUGGGUCCUGGCCGAGUGUCUGGGGAGCGGAUUGAUCGAGUUAUUCGAUACGGGAAGUGUGGGUAUUGGGGUGAGAGCAAUAUGAAAUGAGUCAAACUCACUCGCUCACAAUCGGCUGGUCGUGACAAGUGCCAUGAUCGCUUCUCGCCAAAUUGACCAAAACGAGCAGUAUAAGCAUCCCUCAUCUCAGAGCGGCAGCGUGCAGACCGAUUUCCAAGCUUCAAGAUGAUCUCUCCUGACUCUGCACUUCUCUUCACGAUGAGCGUGUGUGUCGGAAGACGUCGGAGGUGUGGCGAGAAGCAGCCGUCCUCUUCGCGCCCGAUCUCUCUCUCUCGCGCGCGCGCCUACACAACAAGCUAUGGAUUGCUUUCAGCAUUCCAGCAGCAAACCUGACCAAACGGUUUGUUUGGGUAGCGCAGAUUCAUAUAAGUAUAAGCACUACUCAAGCAACUCACAGUACCCAUUUUUUUGCUCACAGUACACAGCUAGACAG
Sphaerulina musiva SO2202 is the source of this 1588-nucleotide messenger RNA. RefSeq lists its product as uncharacterized. NCBI's taxonomy places the organism in Eukaryota, Fungi, Ascomycota, Dothideomycetes, Mycosphaerellales, Mycosphaerellaceae. Bases 17 to 1180 code for a protein of 387 amino acids. Gene Ontology annotation, biological process: protein phosphorylation; positive regulation of Ras protein signal transduction. Gene Ontology annotation, molecular function: protein serine/threonine kinase activity. The transcript has a single exon. The record is from RefSeq and is a predicted model, not a curated record.